Oncorhynchus keta (chum salmon) is the source of this 5703-nucleotide messenger RNA. RefSeq names its product potassium voltage-gated channel subfamily KQT member 2-like. Gene Ontology annotation, biological process: transmembrane transport; potassium ion transport. Bases 259 to 1605 code for a protein of 448 amino acids. The record is from RefSeq and is a predicted model, not a curated record. NCBI's taxonomy places the organism in Eukaryota, Metazoa, Chordata, Actinopteri, Salmoniformes, Salmonidae. Gene Ontology annotation, molecular function: voltage-gated potassium channel activity. The transcript has 10 exons. Gene Ontology annotation, cellular component: membrane.
AGCAAUAAGCUUUUUUUGUUUAUGGAAAAUUGAGGAUGUUUUAUUUCAGCUGAUGAAACAUGGGGCCAACACUUUACAUGUUGCAUUUAUAUUUGUGUUAAGUAUAUAUAUUUUUUAUAUAAUUUAGCUUAGGCCUACGUGUAUAGAUUGUUAAAUAUUUAAAGCGCAUUUCCCCCUACCCAAGCCUGUCAGAUGGCCGGAAGGAGCUGAGAGAGAAGCCUAUACAGUAUAGGCUACACAUUGCAGAUUCGCAAUCGCAUGGACAUUGCAAUUGCUAUUCCAGAGGGACACCGACUGCAUUUACGAACACACACAACACUCACCAGUGAUGCUACGAGAUUGAAAACUCCCGGUUUGAGUCACCUCGACUUUAGAAUGGUGCAGAAAAAUGUUAACGGUGGGGUUUACCCGACUCAAGCCGGAGAGAAGAAGCACAAAGUCGGCUUUGUCGGAUUGGACCCCGGGGCUCCCGAAUCUAGCAGGGACGGGGCGCAGCUGAUUGCGGGCUCGGAAAGCACAAAGCGGACCAGUAUCCUAUGCAGACGGAGGUCCAGUGCCAUAAGAGGUGGGAGAACGCCGAAGAAAAACCCCAGCUAUAGGAAACUACAGAAUUUUCUAUACAAUGCACUUGAAAGACCGCGGGGAUGGGCGUUUAUUUACCACGCGUAUGUCUUCCUGUUGGUGUUUUCCUGUCUCAUUCUCUCUGUUUUCGCUACCAUCAAUGAGUUCAAGAACAGUUCUGAGACUGCCUUGUACAUUCUGGAAAUAGUGACCAUCGUGGUGUUUGGAGUUGAGUACAUUGUGAGGAUAUGGGCGGCGGGCUGCUGCUGUCGCUACAGAGGAUGGAGGGGAAGGCUGAAAUUCGCCCGCAAGCCUUUCUGUGUUAUCGACAUCAUGGUCUUGAUAGCAUCUGUGUCGGUGCUGGCUGCUGGCUCCCAGGGAAAUGUCUUCGCCACCUCUGCCAUCCGCAGUCUCCGCUUCUUGCAGAUCCUCCGCAUGCUGCGGAUGGACCGGCGCGGGGGCACCUGGAAACUUCUAGGAUCAGUGGUCUAUGCCCACAGCAAGGAACUAAUCACUGCUUGGUACAUAGGCUUCCUCUGUCUCAUCCUGGCUAGUUUCCUGGUGUACUCGGUCGAGAAAGAUGACAACGACAUGUUUGAGACCUAUGCUGAUGCCCUGUGGUGGGGGCUGAUCACCCUGACCACCAUAGGCUAUGGGGAUAAGUUCCCAAAGACCUGGAAUGGACGUCUGCUGGCUGCAAUGUUCAGUAUGAUAGGAGUGGCUUUCUUUGCGCUCCCAGCUGGUAUCCUGGGGUCUGGUUUUGCUCUGAAGGUCCAGGAGCAGCACAGACAGAAGCAUUUUGAGAAGCGACGCCAACCUGCUGCUGGGCUGAUACAGAACGCUUGGCGAUUUUAUGCUACGAAUCUCGCUCGGACUGAUCUGCUGUCGACGUGGGAUUUUUAUGAGGAGAACGUUUCUCUCCCAAUGUACAGACUCAUACCCCCCCUCAAUCAACUGGACCUCCUGAGGAAUCUGAAGGCCAAAUCCUUCAGCAGGUGCUUGCUUACCCAAAUGCUAAGUCCUGAUGAUCUUAAUGACAUAUAGCUACUGCUGUUGACUUUUUCAGAUGUUCACCCUUGUCCUAACCUCUCUGACUUUAAUAACCUAAAUAAUGCUGCCCGUUUUUGUCACGGAAAUGCAUGUGUGUGUGUCUCUGUGUGUGUCUCUGUGUGUGUCUCUGUGUGUGUCUUUUUCAUUUGUCUGGAAACAAAGGAAGGACUCUCAGACAGAAGCCUCCCCCAGGUCUGUUAUUCAACCAGCCUUUGUUGUUUUACCACACACUUCUUCUACCCCCUUUUGGCUUUACUUCAAUUCUGCUCAAAGCUGCUGAGGCACUCUUCUUGAGGGAGUGUGUGUGUGUCCCGGGGCAGAAAGGACUGAGGUUUUGAUGAGUCUUGUUUUUUUACAAUGUGUGUCAGAUAUGGAUGUACCUUUUUGAUAAGAUCCUCCUUCAAGAACAGUGGCCUUACAUUUACCCACAGUGCCCUAGCUCAGGGGUUCCCACACUUUUUUUUAUUCAGGCCCCCCUUCCAGCAUUGGGAACCCCCCCCCCAUCUAUUUCUAUGCACACAGGCACCGUUUGUGACACAAACUGUUCACACAUCUCUAAAUGUGCAGGUUCAAAGCUUAUUUUCCUGUAAUUCUACACGUUUUGCCAUGGGGUGCAGAGAGAAUGUUGCAGUUUUGAAACUAAUUUUCUUGCGGUGUCUAAUGUGUAUUCAUGUGAUAUUUGAAUGACUCAAACCUUACAACAACAUCUAUGGGCGAAAAAAAGCCUAGCGAAAAAAGUUACCUAACAUGGGCUAGUUGAUCUGGACAUUUCUGACAAGUUAGAAAUACAGUCGCUUUCGAAGGUAGACACGAGAAGAGGAAAACUCAUGAUGCACAACCCAAUUUCGAAAUUGUAUCUUGUCCAUUCUACUAUUACAACCUUCAAGAUUAAUUUGAAAGCGGGGUGAAAUCCUUAAAUAGAUCUACCGUACCAGUCAAAAGUUUGGACACAUACUCAUUCAAGGGUUUUUAUUUUAGUUUUACUACAAUGAAAUUAUUACUAUUUUUAAUACAAUGAAAUAACACCCAUGGAAUCAUGUUGUAACCCAAAAAGUUUUUUUUGUUUGUUUAUAGUUGAGGUUCUUCAAAGUAGCCACCCUUUACCUUGAUGACAGCUUUGAACAUGGUUGGCAUUCUCUCAACCAGCUUCAUGAGCUUGUCACCUGGAAUGCAUUUCAAUUAACAGGUGUGUCUUGUUAAAAGUUCAUUUGUGGAAUUUAUUUCCUUCUAAAUGCGUUUGAGCCAAUCACUUGCGUUGUGACAAGGUAGGGGUAGAAUACAGAAGAUAUUUGGUAAAAGACCAAGUCCAUAUUAUGUCAAGAACAGCUCUAAUAAGCAAAGAGAAACGACAGUCCAUCAUUACUUUAAGACAUGAAGGUCAGUCAAUCCAGAACAUUUCAAGAACUUUGAAAGUUUCUUAGUGCAAUUGCAAAAACCAUCAAGCGCUAUGAUGAAACUGGCUCUCAUGAGGACCACCACAGGAAAGGAAGACCCAGAGUUACCUCUGCUGCAGAGGAUACGUUCAUUAGAGUUAACUGCACCUCACAUUGCAGCCCAAAAAUAAAUGCUUCACAGAGUUCAAGUAACAGACACAUCUCAACAUCAAUUGUUCAGAAGAGACUGCGUGAAUCACCAAUAAGAAGAAGAGAUUUUCUUAGACCAAGAAACACAUGAAAUGGACAUAGACCAGUGGAAAUCUGUCCUUUGGUCUGAUUAGUCCAAAUUUGAGAUUUUUGGUUCCAACCGCCGUGUCUUUGUGAGACGCAGAGUAGGUGAACGGAGGAUCUCGGCAUGUGUGGUUUCCAACAUGAAGCAUGGAGGAGGAGGUGUGGGGGUGCUUUGCUGGUGACAUUGUCAUGAUUUAUUUAGAAUUCAAGGCACACUUAACCAGCAUGGCUACCACAGCAUUCUCCAGCGAUAGGCCAUCCCAUAUGGUUUGUGCUUAGUGGGACUAUCAUUUGUAUUUCAACAGGACAGUGACCCAAACACACCUCCAGGCUGCGUAAGGGCUAUUUGACCAAGAAGGAGAGUAAUGGAGUGCUGCAUCAGAUGACCUGACCUCCUCGCGAUGGUUUGGGAGGAGUUGGACCACAGAGUGAAGUAAAAGCAGCCAACAAGUGCUCAGCAUGUGUGGGAACUCCUUCAAGACUGUUGGAAAAGCAUUCCUCAUGAAGCUGGUUGAGAGAAUGUCAAGAGUGUGCAAAGCUGUCAUCAAGGUAAAGGGUGUCUACUUUGAAGAAUCUCAAAUAUUAAAUAUAAUUUGAUUUGUUUUUUGGUUACUACAUGAUUCCAUAUGUGUCUUCACUAUUAUUCUGUAAUGUAGAAAAUAGGUCAAAUGUUAUUUUAUUUGUAUUUUAUUUCACCUUCAUUUAACCAGGUAGGCUAGUUGAGAACAAGUUCUCAUUUACAACUGCGACCUGGCCAAGAUAAAGCAUAGCAGUGUGAACAGACAACACAUGGAGUAAACAAUAAACAAGUCAAUAACACAGUAGAGAAAAAAUAAUAAUAAAAAAAUAUAUUUAAAAAAUAGUCUAUAUACAUUGUGUGCAAAGGGCAUGAGGAGGUAGGCGAAUAAUUACAAUUUAGCAGAUUAACACUGGAGUGAUAAAUGAUCAGAUGGUCAUGUGCAGGUAGAGAUACUGGUGUGCAAAAGAGCAGAAAAGUAAAUAAAUAUAAACAGUAUGGGGAUGAGGUAGGUAAAUUGGGUGGGCUAUUUACCGAUGGACUAUGUACAGCUGCAGCGAUCGGUUAGCUUCUCAGAUAGGAGAUGUUGGUGAGGGAGAUAAAAGUCUCCAACUUCAGAGAUUUUUGCAAUUCGUUCCAGUCACAGAAUUCUGAAAUAAAGAAAAACCCAUGAAUGGGUAGGUGUGUCCAAACUUUUUACUGGUACCCCUAUAUAUAUAUUUUGAGCUAUCUACUUAUAGAUAUAUUUCUUUGAGGGGGUGGGGACCCCGGCGCCCCCGACAGUUUGGGAACCACUGCCCUAGCUAAGCUCACUUUUCCCUCACCGCCAACAUUAAGCUUUUAUCCACAAUUCUAGGUCCUUUCCCAAGAUCAACAUUUGAAAUGUGUUAAUUACCCCACCGGCAUAGAGAACAUGGCCUUAGUGACCCAGUAACAUAUAUGAAUUUCAUAAUGGGUCACUGUAAGGCCAUGUCUUUGCGAUUUGUAGAACGAUUACAUUUAACGGCCAAUGCUGUGGUGUGGACUGUACAUAUUUCUGCCUACUGUUUCUGAAUGACAGAGGGCUUUGCAUAGGCACUUUGUUGCGUUUUUAUUGUGGGACAAAAAAAAUAUUCCUGAAAUGUUUAUUUUCCAGAACGGUAUGGAUCACUUUUGUUCCAGGUUCUAAUUUUCAUCAUAGGUACACUUCAUCUAUGACAGACAAAAUUAGAAAAGAAAAUCCAGAAAAUCACAUUGUAGGAUUUUUUAUUAAUUUAUUUGCAAAUUAUGGUGGAAAAUAAGUAUUUGGUCAAUAACAAAAGUUUAUCUCAAUACUUUGUUAUAUACCCUUUGUUGGCAAUGACAGAGGUCAAACGUUUUCUGUAAGUCUUCACAAGGUUUUCACACACUGUUGCUGGUAUUUUGGCCCAUUCCUCCAUGCAGAUCUCCUCUAGAGCAGUGAUGUUUUGGGGCUGUUGCUGGGCAACAAGGACUUUCAACUCCCUCCAAAGAUUUUCUAUGGGGUUGAGAUCUGGAGACUGGCUAGGCCACUCCAGGACCUUGACGUGCUUCUUACGAAGCCACUCCUUUGUUGCCCAGGCGGUGUGUUUGGGAUCAUUGUCAUGUUGAAAGACCCAGCCACCUUUCAUCUUCAAUGCCCUUGCUGAUGGAAGGAGGUUUUCACUCAAAAUCUCACGAUACAUGGCCCCAUUCAUUCUUUCCUUUACACGGAUCAGUCAUCCUGGUCCCUUUGCAGAAAAACAGCCCCAAAGCAUGUUUCCUCCACCCCCAUGCUUCACAGUAGGUAUGGUGUUCUUUGGAUGCAACUCAGCAUUCUUUGUCCUCCAAACACGACGAGUUGAGUUUUUACCAAAAAGUUCUAUUUUGGUUUCAUCUGACCAUAUGACAUUCUCCCAAUCUUCUUUUGGA